This is a messenger RNA of Amphibalanus amphitrite, 2082 nucleotides long. RefSeq names its product leucine-rich repeat neuronal protein 1-like. The transcript has 2 exons. Bases 1 to 2007 code for a protein of 668 amino acids. Lineage: Eukaryota; Metazoa; Arthropoda; Thecostraca; Balanomorpha; Balanidae. Gene Ontology annotation, molecular function: protein binding. The record is from RefSeq and is a predicted model, not a curated record.
AUGACGACCGAGCGGCGGCCGCCGGCGCUGCCGCUGUGGGCCCUGCUGGUCGCCAGUGGCGCCGCCCUGGUGGCCGCCGCCGACACCAGCAGCGACAUCUGUCCGGAGAAGUGCAGCUGCUCCGAGCAGGCACCGCGGGCCGUCAGCUGCCGAGGACGCAGUCUGGUGGAGCCACCUGACGGCCUCCCACCGGACACGGCCAUCCUCGACAUCAGCUCCAAUCGUCUGGCCGGCGGUCUGGCCGAGCUCGGCCGUCUGACAGCGCUGCGCCAGCUCCGGCUGGACGACAACCGGCUGCCAGCGGUGCCCCGCGGCGCGCCGCUGCGCCUCCUCUCACAACUGCGGCUCCUGAGCAUGACCCGGAACGGCAUCCGGACCAUGUACGAGGACGCGUUCCGGGGUCUGGUGAGUCUGGAGGAACUGUCUCUGGCGACCAACAAGAUCGGUCACAUCGAGGACGAGGCAUUCUCUGAGCUUCAGUCGCUACGGACCCUCAACCUGAGCGGUAACCAGCUGACCACCGUGUCGCCGGCCUGGUUCCGCCAGCUGGCUAACGUCACCACCCUGGACCUGUCUGGGAACCGACUGCGGCACAUGCCGGUCGGCGUGCUGGGCGGCAUGGCGGCGCUACGGUGGCUGCUGCUGGCGGAGAACCACAUCACCUCACUACACACAGCGUCGCUGCUGGGCCCGCGCAAUCUCUCCUCGCUCGACCUGAGAGGAAACCAGCUGACGGCGGCGCCGAGCGCGGCGCUGCGGCGAGCCGCCCACCUGGACACAGUGCGGCUGUCGGACAACCCGUUCGCCAAGCUGCCGGCGGCGUCGUUCGCCGGCCUCUCCGUCCGUGAGCUGGAUCUGAGCUCGCUGCCGCGGCUGCAGAUCAUCGACAGCGGCGCGUUCGUCAACCUGAGCCGUCUGGUGGAGCUGCGUCUGAACGGCAGCGGCGCGCUGAGGUACGUGGCGCCGCGGUUCGUGCGCGGCGCGCCGGCGCUCCGCCGCCUGCUGCUGCACAACACGGGCCUGCUCAGCCUGGCAGCAGAGCUGGCCGAGGAGCUGGCCGAGGAGCUGGCCGCGCCGCUGCAGCUGUCGCUGCACGGGGCGCCGCUCCGCUGCGACUGCGUGCUCGCCUGGCUUCCGGCGGCGCUGGCCUCCGGCUCAGUGACGCUCGCCCAGCCGGAGGGCACACUAUGUAAGACACCCGAGCAGCUACGCGGAAGCCGACUGGACACGGUGCCGGCGGCCACGCUGGGAGACAGCUGCGGCCCGACGCUGGUGCCGCUCGGACGGUCCACCGUGCGGCGCGACACCGGCCAGCGACUGACACUCGAGUGCCGCGCCACGGGCCGGCCGGCGCCGCGACUCAGCUGGAGGUCACCGCGGCAGAACACCAGCCGCAGCGGCGGCUCGCUGCUGCUACGCCACGUCACCGAGGCGGACGCCGGCCGGUACUGGUGUGUGGCCGAGAGCAGUCGCGGCACAGCCAACAGGUCCGUCACCGUGCGGGUCCAGGAGGUGGACAUCCACCUCUUCCCCACCGGCGUCUCCUCCAAGUUCGUCACGCUGGUCUGGAACGGCACGGCGCGCAACAACUUCCCUCGCUAUCAGCUGAUGUACGGCCGCGCCGGCGAGGACGAGUCGGACUACGAAUCGCGCAUCGUCACCCCGUUCCACCGCUCCUACACUAUCGGCGGUCUGCAACCGAGCACCAGCUACCAGUUCUGUCUCAGCUACCCGGACCGCGACAGCCGACCGGUGCGCAUCUCCUGUACAGACGUCCGCACACGAGACGCCGCGUUCAUGACGCGAGGCAUCCGCCGAGAGUGGACGGCGGCGGCGGCAGCGGCGGCCGGCGUGGCGGCGCUCGUGCUGGCCGGCCUGACACUGCUGGCGGUGGCGGCACGCCGCUACCGCAGCCGGCUGAGGGAGGAGAACGACAAGGACACUGGCAGCCAGAUCCCGCUGGAGAGCUUCUACAGUCCGCUGCUGAGCCAGUCGUCGCCCAGCUGACAGUCACCGGCCGGCGGCGGCCGGCGCUCGGCGCCCUGUUCGCGCCAGUGCACGCCGCGGCCGGCCCACCGCAAC